ACAAAUUUUAGCAUAUUGUCCGAAUGGGUCAAGUUGGAGCGGGGCACAGCAUUCAGCUUUCAGCAUCUCUUCUUCCGUUUGGUGUUCAGAACAAACUCAGUUACAUUUCAAGCAGUUUAUUAUCUAAUCUUGGAACACUAAAAACUAUCCAAAAAAUGGAGGUAGCAAAUUCUCGCAGCAACAAUUCUUCAUCCCUCAAACGCCGACGAGAAGAGGAUGACGACUUCCAAAACUCCAUUGAUAAUGGUAUCGAUUUCUCCCUACUUGAAGCCCUAGAAAAGUCUCAGUCAAUCGUCGAAACCCUCGACCUCAAAACCCUAAAAAAACUCGUCCUUUCUUUCGAGCGGCGUCUUCGCGACAACAUCGAAGCUCGUCUCAAGUACUCUGAUCAACCUGAAAAGUUCGCCGAUUCUGAGGUUGAACUCCAUGAAGAGCUUCAAAAACUCAAAGUUCUUGCUGGAGGUCCCGAACUUUACCCCGAGUUGGUAAACUUAAACACGAUUCCUUCAAUUCUUGGAUUAUUAAGCCAUGAUAAUACUGAUAUUGCUAUCGACGUUGUUUCUCUCCUUCAUGAUUUAACUGAGGAGGAUAUUUUAGAGGAUAAUGAUGAACCUGCCAAGGUAUUAGUUGAUAGUUUGAUUGAAAACAGUGGUCUGGAAUUACUAGUGACGAAUUUGUUGAGGUUAAAUGAGAAUGAUCCUGAUGAAGGGGGUGCUAUUCAUACUACUUUAGCUACGCUGGAGAAUUUGAUAGAGGUUAAGCCUGCAGUGGCGGAGAUUGUUUGUGAGAAGACGAAAUUGUUAAGGUGGUUGUUAGGGAAGAUUAAGGUGAAAGAAUUUGAUGGAAAUAAAGAGUAUGCGUCCGAGAUCCUGGCGAUUUUGUUACAGAAUAGUACUGCGAAUCAGAAACGAUUGGGGCAGAUGAAUGGUGUGGAUGUUAUGUUGCAGGCGGUGGCAAUGUAUAAGUCUAAGGAUCCCAAGAGUCCCGAGGAGGAGGAGAUGGUAGAGAAUUUGUUUGAUUGUUUGUGUUGUUUGUUAAUGCCUUUAGAGAAUAAGGAGAGAUUUGUGAAGGCUGAAGGGGUUGAAUUGAUGAUCAUUAUAAUGAAACAGAAAAAAUUGGCAUAUGGGUCUGCUAUUAGGGCACUUGAUUUUGCCAUGACUAAGUAUCCUCCAGCUUGUGAGCGUUUUGUGGAUGUUUUGGGGUUGAAAACUGCUUUUGCUGCUUUCAUGGGUAAGAUACCAAUUAGCAAGAAGAACAAGAAAGAACGAUACAAGGAAGAGCUAGAGGAGCGGAUAAUAUCACUUAUUUCAUCGUUAUUUGCGGGGAUCUUGAGGGGAUCUAGAAGAGAAAGAUUGUUGAGCAAAUUUGUGGAAAAUGAGUGCGAGAAGAUAGACAGGCUUAUAGAACUUUACGUAAGAUAUUCUGAUAGAGUUAAAGCCGAGACUGAACGCCUGAGCGAACUGGAACUUGAUCUUGAGAUGGAUGAGGAGGAAAGGUACAACAGGAAGCUAGAUUCUGGUCUUUACACUCUUCAGCUGAUUGCUGUUAUUUUAGGGCAUCUUUGGACCUCUGAGAAUGCACGGAUGAGAGCAAGAAUUGAACUUUUACUUAGGCAGCAUAAGCUCACAAAGAAUGAUGUGAAGGAUAUACUUCAGGAAUAUCAUGACAACAUUGGAGACCUUGACGGACCAGAGGAAAAGGAACGUGCUCAGUCGAAAAUACAGAAGUUUUUAUCUGCCUUUUGAUGAUUUUCCCAAGGGAUGAAAAAAAUGAAACAAAGUCGGAAUGAGGGCAAGUACUUGCUGAUGCUUCGUCCACUGUUUAUAACUUCUAUUUUCCGAUUUGAACAUGUUGGUUCGAGUGUCAAUUGAUUUAAGCAAUACUUUCCCUGGAAAAACAAAAUUGUUACUCAAUGCUUUUUAUUUUUUUCUCGGUGCAAUUAAAUUAUAGGAGUAUUAAUAUUACUAUUGUUUUUAUCUCUUUGUUUUCACAACUGAAGUACUUGUAAAGUUUCAUAAAUUUACUAAUUUGUUUAGGCUCUAAUGUUGCUUAAUUUUGAUUUCUCAACCUUGUAGGACUAGAGACAAGAGAGAACCUAUGACAGUGGUUCUAUGCUUGUCCUAUGUAUAUGAUGUAAAGGAGAAAUGGUGGGGUGCUUCUUUGCAAACCCCAUUGCAUCUUGAUGGGUUAUCCAACUCGCUCUUAACAAUUUUAAAAGGUGUUUUGACAAUUGUUUGUUGGUUGUUGGCUGAUGGUUGAUUUACUUGGCUUGUUUGAUCAACCAGUAAUAUUAAUUUUUUAUUGGUGGUUAACUUAAUUACAUAAGCCAACUAUUAUUGAAAUGUUUGGUAAAAUUAAUUUUUGAAUGUUAGCUCUUUAUUAUAGAAAAAUAGGUCAAAAAGCUAAAAACUUUCAAAUUUUUUUCAAAUUUAGCUAAUAAAUAGCAAAAAAUAGAAUCUCACAAAAAAUAAAUAAGAACAC
This is a messenger RNA of Amaranthus tricolor (Joseph's coat), 2481 nucleotides long. RefSeq lists its product as uncharacterized. Gene Ontology annotation, cellular component: spliceosomal complex. The record is from RefSeq and is a predicted model, not a curated record. The transcript is spliced from 8 exons. NCBI's taxonomy places the organism in Eukaryota, Viridiplantae, Streptophyta, Magnoliopsida, Caryophyllales, Amaranthaceae. Bases 24 to 1745 code for a protein of 573 amino acids.